AUGGCGGCUGCUCGUGGCACGGGCAGGGAGGUGACAGUGUCCGAGCAGAGGGUGCUCCUAUCCCCUGAAACCGGACACAGCAGCCUUGUGCUGGACUCAGCAGAACAAGUUUCCGCUGAGCCGCAGUAUCGCCGGGUCCCAUGCCGGACGUCUCAGUAUCAUGCGAAAAUCCUCGGGCCAGCUGCUGCGGCGUCCUGCUCCGAGCCCUGGGGCCGAGUGGCCAGGAGGGCACGGCUGGCCCUGGCCGUGCGGCACGGAGAGUCCGAAGCACUGAGGAUAAGUGGCUUGUCCAAGGUGACUUCGCAGCCGAGUCGAGAGCGGACUCUGAAGUCCCGGCUCCAGCCCCCUGCCCUGCCUGCAUCGGUCGCUAACAUCGCCAGCGCUUUCUUCUGCGAGCACUGCGGCUGCAUCCCGCUUUGCCCUGCUCCGCGCCGCUGCUCCGCGAGCGGGGACCGCUGCUACCUGCCUGCUGCCGUGAGCCGGGGGAAUGGCCGUUUGCAUGUCCUCGCCAUCGCCUUCGCCUUGGAGGUGUCAGUGGGGAAGACCAACACUGUGAUGGCUCUGAAUAACUCCGACGUCCUGCUGCCCUGCACCUUCACCACCUGCAUAGGCUUUCAGGACCUGGUCUUCACGUGGUAUUUCAACUCGACGGAGAUGAUUUACCACGGCAAGAUAAAGAGCAAAGCCUCGGAGCCCUUCCUCGUGGGACGCAACCCACGGGUCGAGUUUGUCGGCUCAACGACCGGGAAGGACAACAACAUCUCCAUCGUCCUGAAGAAUGUGGACUUCAGCGAUGCUGGGAAAUACACCUGCCACGUCAAGAACCCCAAGGAGAAGAACGCGCAGCACAACGCCACCAUCAUCCUCACGGUGGUCCAGAAGAUGGUGGAGACAGACAACACUCUGACGCUCAUCAUCGUGAGCGUUGUGGGGGGGCUCAUCGGCCUCCUCAUCCUCUUCAUGCUCAUCAAGAGGGUUGUCCUGUUCAUCAUCAAGAAGACCCAGGAUGGGAAGAAGGAGUGUCUCGUGAGCUCGUCAGGGAACGACAACACCGAGAACGGCUUGGCCGGCUCCAAGGCAGAACAAAAAGCACCACCAAAGGCAUGAAGCAGCGGAGCCCUGGCUCGCCCAGCCGCGGGGAGGGUGGGCAGGGGGACCAGCCUUUCCCUUUUGUUUUCUUUCCAAACUGCCGACGCUUGAGACAUGUUUCUAUUACACACGUGCCUGCGACCUG
This is a messenger RNA of Charadrius vociferus (killdeer), 1234 nucleotides long. RefSeq names its product sodium channel, voltage-gated, type IV, beta subunit (gene SCN4B). Gene Ontology annotation, biological process: regulation of sodium ion transmembrane transporter activity; regulation of ventricular cardiac muscle cell membrane repolarization; cardiac muscle cell action potential involved in contraction. The transcript is spliced from 8 exons. The record is from RefSeq and is a predicted model, not a curated record. Gene Ontology annotation, molecular function: sodium channel regulator activity; transmembrane transporter binding. Bases 1 to 1107 code for a protein of 368 amino acids. Lineage: Eukaryota; Metazoa; Chordata; Aves; Charadriiformes; Charadriidae. Gene Ontology annotation, cellular component: membrane; voltage-gated sodium channel complex.